Molecule: messenger RNA, 1767 nt
Organism: Jaculus jaculus (lesser Egyptian jerboa)
Lineage: Eukaryota; Metazoa; Chordata; Mammalia; Rodentia; Dipodidae
Gene: Ptger3
Product: prostaglandin E receptor 3
Exons: 4
Coding region: 1-1173 (390 amino acids)
Biological process (GO): intestine smooth muscle contraction; positive regulation of cytosolic calcium ion concentration; negative regulation of gastric acid secretion
Cellular component (GO): plasma membrane
Molecular function (GO): prostaglandin E receptor activity
Source: RefSeq, a predicted model, not a curated record
AUGAAGCAGAGCCGCGGCGAGGGCGCGGGCGCGCCCUUCUGCCCGCGCCUCAACCACUCCUACCCCGGCAUGUGGGCGCCCGAGCGCUCAGCCGAGGCGCGCGGCAACCUCACGCGCCCCCCGGGGCCCGGCGAGGACUGCGGGUCGGUGUCGGUGGCCUUUCCGAUCACCAUGAUGCUCACUGGCUUCGUGGGCAACGCGCUGGCCAUCCUGCUCGUGUCGCGGAGCUACAGGCGGCGGGAGAGCAAGCGCAAGAAGUCCUUCCUGCUGUGCAUCGGCUGGCUGGCGCUCACCGACAUGGUGGGGCAGCUGCUCACCAGCCCCGUGGUCAUCGUCGUGUACCUGUCCAAGCAGCGCUGGGAGCAGCUCGACCCGUCGGGGCGGCUGUGCACGUUCUUCGGGCUGACCAUGACGGUGUUCGGGCUGUCCUCGCUCUUCAUUGCCAGCGCCAUGGCCGUGGAGCGCGCGCUGGCCAUCCGGGCGCCGCACUGGUACGCCAGCCACAUGAAGACGCGCGCCACCCGCGCCGUGCUGCUGGGCGUGUGGCUGGCAGUGCUGGCCUUCGCCCUGCUGCCCGUGCUCGGCGUGGGCCACUACACCGUUCAGUGGCCCGGGACUUGGUGCUUCAUCAGCACCGGGCGAGGGGGCAAUGGGACCGACUCUGCCCACGACUGGGGCAACCUGGUCUUCGCCUCCACCUUCGCCUUCUUGGGGCUCUUGGCGCUGGCAGUCACCUUCGCCUGCAACCUGGCCACCAUUAAGGCCCUAGUGUCCCGCUGCCGAGCGAAAGCCGCGGCCUCGCAGUCCAGCGCACAGUGGGGCCGGAUCACCACCGAGACCGCCAUCCAGCUCAUGGGCAUCAUGUGUGUGCUUUCGGUCUGCUGGUCGCCGCUUUUGAUCAUGAUGUUGAAAAUGAUCUUCAAUCAGACAUCAGUUGAACACUGCAAGACACAGAUGGGAAAACAGAAAGAAUGCAGUUUCUUCUUAAUUGCUGUCCGCCUGGCUUCCCUGAACCAGAUCCUGGACCCUUGGGUUUAUCUGCUGCUAAGAAAGAUUCUCCUUCGAAAGUUUUGCCAGGUCAGGCACCAAACAAGCCACUACGCGUCCAGCUCCACCUCCCUGCCCCACCCGUGCUCCUCAGCCCUCAUGUGGAGUGACCAUGUGGAAAGAUAACAAACAGAGGUGGACUUUCUGUUGCUGUUCCUGCUGGCUUCCCUGAGUUUGUGUAUUCCUUCCCACCUGAGAAAGAGAAUUGUAUAUUUGGAUUUGGAUUCCAUCUUUUUUUACUCAGUUUUUUAAUUUUUGCCUUCUCAUUAGUAAAACACACGGGAACAAGACUUAUUAUUUAAUCCAUGCCUGUGAAUGUUAAGCUGGCUCCUUUGAAGGACUUGAAUAUGCCCUUUGGAAGUUGAGUGGCAUUCCAGGGGAGGGUUGUGGGAACUGGGAACGAAGGCAAGGCUGGGGGUCAGGCACGGUUCUCCAGCCUCAGCCUUUGCCUGAGUCUUCUCCCAUGAGGACUUCUUUACAUGUUUUGAUCCUUUGAUUGUAUGUCACAGGUUUGAAAACUCAACAAAAGUGUUUGACUUAUUGAGAGCAAGAAGAGCUCAUUUCACAAACCACAAGGCUAACAAGACAGACAAGCCUGCCUCGGGAAGGCAGGGGGAUCAUGACAAAGGAUCUUUAUGCCAAAUGGGUACUUAAUGUUGCAGGCAUUCUGUGUCAUUAAUUAUGGGUUAAAUUUGGAAAUAAAAGCUCUUUAGUUUAAAA